This is a messenger RNA of Macrosteles quadrilineatus (aster leafhopper), 696 nucleotides long. Its product is annotated as merozoite surface protein 2-like. NCBI's taxonomy places the organism in Eukaryota, Metazoa, Arthropoda, Insecta, Hemiptera, Cicadellidae. The coding region runs from base 1 to 696 and encodes 231 amino acids. The transcript is spliced from 2 exons. The record is from RefSeq and is a predicted model, not a curated record.
AUGUCGCCGCAGGCUCUGGCCACGUGGAAGUGCGAUGGCUGCGGCCAGGAGACUGCGUCUGCUGCGAGUGCUAGGGUCCGCGUGGUCGCUAGGCCACGUACCCACGCGAGCGUGGGCCCCCUGCGGGUCACCCAUCGUCUGCCCGCACCUAGGAAGAAAUCAUUUCCCCCCUCAAUCGUCGCCCAAUUUGUGUCCAGAUCGACUAGAGCUGAGUGGAUGGAGGCCGCCAGAGAUAACCCGAUCCAAACGACAGAUGUUGCAGCAUCUCUUCGACGAUCUCCAGUCCUGCUCAUCGACCAUCUUACACCUCGGAAUCGUCGACUCCUGGAAUAUGCUAAAACUAUUGUCAAAGAAGGUCGUCUCGCCUACGCCUGGUCAAAGGAGGGGAAGAUCAAGAUUAGGAAGACACCAGAUGGACCUGUCAAGACAAUCAGGGACAACAGUGAAGUGGACGAGUUCGCAGGUCCAGCUGUUGGCGGAGGCGUCGAUACCGUGGUCAGCGGCAACGGAGGAACCAACAGCGACAACGGAGGAACCAACAGCGGCAACGGAGGAACCAACAGCGGCAACGGAGGACCCAACAGCGGCAACGGAGGACCCAACAGCGGCAACGGAGGAACCAACAGCGGCAACGGAGGAACCAACAGCGGCAACGGAGGACCCAACAGCGGCAACGGAGUAAUCAACAGCAGCUAG